AUGAAAAGAGAGAGGAGAGACAGAUCAGCUGGUGAGUGGAGGCCUUACUGGUCUGCUGCACAAACAUACGAGUUUGUUAAUGGUUUGUCUAAAUUUGCUGUUGAUCUUUCUGCUCAUGAGUGCUCCUGUAGCAAGUGGCAGCUUAGUGGUAUUCCCUGCACCCAUGCCAUUAGCUGCAUCAACUAUAAGGGCCUUGACAUAGAUGGAUUUGUUGAUGACUGCUACAAGAAGCCUGCAUAUGUCAAGUGCUAUGAUUCAGUCAUCAAUCCUCUGAAUGGCCCAGACUUGUGGGAGAAAACCAACUUUGAUGAUGUCAUGCCUCCUCCUUAUCGAAAGCCUAGCCACAGACCAGUCAAGAAAAGAAAGAGAGGACCUGAUGAGCCUCCGGACAGCAGCCAGUCCCACUUGUCUAGGAGGGGACAAAUUCAGAGAUGCUCAAACUGUGGUGAAUCUGGACACAAGAGGGGAGGAUGCAAGAAGCCAUCCCUGGAUGUAAGUGUAUGUAUAUCAUCAAAUGCAUUACUAUUAGGGUUAUAG
Molecule: messenger RNA, 537 nt
Organism: Arachis duranensis
Lineage: Eukaryota; Viridiplantae; Streptophyta; Magnoliopsida; Fabales; Fabaceae
Exons: 1
Coding region: 1-537 (178 amino acids)
Molecular function (GO): zinc ion binding; nucleic acid binding
Source: RefSeq, a predicted model, not a curated record